Molecule: messenger RNA, 5461 nt
Organism: Oncorhynchus mykiss (rainbow trout)
Lineage: Eukaryota; Metazoa; Chordata; Actinopteri; Salmoniformes; Salmonidae
Source: RefSeq, a predicted model, not a curated record
AGCCCCAGGCACAACCCCAGGCCUCUCUGGCGCCCUUCUCCAAGUUCGAGGAGAAGAAGACCAAUGAGAAGACACGCAAGGUGACCACUGUGAAGAAGUUCUUUAGUCCCUCGUCACGGACAGCCCCCAAGAAAGGUACUGACUGCCUGAUUGACUCUAUAAAACGGAAGACAGUUCUGCUUUCCCUUUGAUACGUUAAAGCCUGAGUUAUCUCAAUGGCAUUUCUCCAGUGCAGUUUCUGACACACACACACUCUUUCCAUCCCAGCGUAUCAGCCUAGUACUUGUCUCAUCAGCUCACUUCUUUGGAAGUGAUCCCCGGAGGCUCUAAAGCAGGGCAUGUUAGUGAUUUGAAGGUCUUCUGUGCCCACCAAGCCCAUUACAGCCUAUUAUAGCCUGGGUUAUUUAGUGAUGCCCUCUAUUAGCCUCACUGUUAGGCAAACUCCCAUAGCUCCUAUCUGUACAAUGGGCCCAGGGGUAUCGAGAACAAGGUGCAAACUUCAAAGUUCCUUUAUUUUUGCAGACUUAAAUAUUUUUUUCUUCAUUCAGAGGUGCCCUAUCCCUCUGCCUUGAUUGUCAUUGACGCCUCACUCGUCGAAGUUGUGACUUUGUCUCAUCACAUUUCACUUUUGCUUUGCAGUAAUAGCUGCUGUGCACCAUUCUCUCUAGUUAGGUUAUGUUUAACUGUUUUCCAUAUCCUUUCCAAUCCCUUCUAUCUCAUUGAUACCCUCUCAUCAUAACACAAUGGUCCCAAACCAAACAAUCCCUCUCCUUCUCCAUCUUGUCUGAUCCCCUCAUUCCGCACUUCUGUCAUCGCCAGUGUUUGUUGAUUCAUGAAUUUAUUGUCGUCCAUUAUUCUCCAUACCCAUUCCACCUUCACCCACCUCUCUCAAAUCCCAUGUACCCAUUCUCUCUUGUAUGCCAUUCUGGUACCCUAUAUCCCUGUUUCCCGUGCCCUGUGGCCCCACUUGGCCCUACCAUCUCAUUCUCAGCCCCCACUGUGGGAGAGGAGAAGCUGACAGGCCUCAGGGACUGGAGAGGAAUGUUUACUCCCCCUUGGGAAAUGGGCUCUCCCACCGAAGAGAACCAGGAGGGCAAGACUCCCAGCCCCUCCAUCAGCCGCCAAUCAAGCAUUGAGACGGACCGUGUUUCCAGAGACUUUGUGGACUUCCUGAAGACCCUGCAUAAGCCUGGCCGUGAGGUCCACAAGCAGAGCCGAGCCUUCAUCGAGAUCAUGGCCAACAAAAAGGACUUGAGUGCUGACGAGCUGUCAGAGUGUGUCCAAGACUUCUACCAGAAUUUGUCCGAUCGCCUCAUGACUCAUUUUAAAGGCUCUUCAGAGCGUGUGGAGCGAGUGAUGGACGAGGUGGAGAAGUACAUUAUGACACGCCUGUAUAAGAGUGUCUUCUGCCCCGAGACCACAGACGAUGAGGAGAAAGACCUGGCCACUCAGAACCGGAUACGGGCGUUACACUGGGUGGACAUUCAGAUGCUUUGUGUGCCAGUGGAUGAGGAGAUCCCAGAGGUUUCAGACAACGUGGUCAAAGCCAUAACAGAUGUCAUCGAGAUGGACUCCAAGCGGGUACCCCGGGACAAGCUAGCGUGCAUCACGCGCUGCAGCAAGCACAUCUUCAGCGCCAUCAAGAUCACGAAGAGCGAGCCAGCCUCGGCCGACGACUUCCUGCCCACCCUGAUCUACAUCGUGCUGAAAGCCAACCCUCCACGCCUGCAGUCCAACAUCCAGUACAUCACCCGCUUCUGCAACCCCAGCAGGCUCAUGACUGGAGAGGACGGAUACUACUUCACUAACCUGUGCUGUGCAGUUGCCUUCAUCGAGAAACUGGACGCCCAGUCUCUCAACUUGGACCCAGAGGACUUUGAGCGCUACAUGUCGGGCCAGGCCUCUCCUCGCAGGCCUGAGGCAGACAGCGGCUGGCCCCAGGUGGACCCUCCUACUGGUUCUGCCGCCUCCAGUCCCGCCCUAUCCCAAGUCUACCAGAACCUGGACCUCCUGUCUGGCCUGGGGAGCCGACAAGACAGGGUUCUGGAGGGGGUGCAGAGCCUGCAGAGAGACCUGAUCACCUGGCAGGAGAGUGUGGAGCGAGAGGUGCAGGAGAUCCUGGAGAAGUACCCGCUGGAGAUCCGCCUGCCCACCCCCUCCGCCAUUGACUCAGACAACGUGGAAAACGACCGGCUGCCACCACCACUGACACCCCAGGUGUUUGCUGGGUAAUGUCUCUGCAGAAUCGUAGGCAACAAAGGGCUUCUUGAACAAAUGACUGCGCCUCUCUAAUGUCUUGAGACGUCAUUGGCUCUUCACUUUGGUGAGGUUCAGGAAGUGGCAGCCCCCUCCUGUCUCCACUGCUACGCUUUUAAACAUUCUCACAUACUGUAAGCUUUGGUCCAUUUUGGCCCCUAGACCCUUUUGGCCCCUAGACCCCCUAGACCCUUUUCUUUUUUCUUACUAUCUCAGCCUGGUUAAAUUAAGCAUUAAUAGAUCAAAAGGAUGGACUAAGUUUGAGAAAAAGGGUUUAGGGACUGAAAUGGAGCCAAGCCAAAACAAUGCUCCUGCAUACACAUAUUCCUUUUAGACCAGACCUCUUCAGAUGGCCUCACACUAUGUAUGGCGGAGUUGGCAUUCGGCCCUAGUCUGUAAUCCUCUACACCCCCGCUGCACAGACCCAGACGGCACAUCUUGAUACUGUAAGCCAGCUUGUAGUGCCGAAAGGGGUAUGUAUUUUUAGAUGGCUGCUGCUGAAUUUGGGAAACGCUGACUUCUGCAUCUUGCAGUAUGCACUCUGCAGAAUUGUAUAAUCUGCUUGCAUGUGCUUUGCUCCUAGCCUUCUUGAGUCUCCAGCAAGGGACCAGGGUGCAGGCUAAUUGUGCGCAAUGGGGGGAAAAGGGAUGUGUUUCAUCCAAAACCAAAGGUCUUAAGCUGGUUCUUAUGUGAUUAUGCCCCAAUGUGUGGUCUCAACUAAUAUUUGUAAUGGUAAUAUAGAGCGCUUAAUCAUCAGAAAAUUAUGAAUUAGGUAGGUAAGGUACUUUUAACUUCUCAUUAAUUUUAUAUCUCAACUAUGUGUCAGGAUAAGAGCCCUUACUGUAAGUAUUAAAGGACCUUUUUCCUGAUGAUGUGAUCUGACCAGGAAAACUCCUGUUACACUCAUGUAGGAUGCCCAUGAGGCAUAGUAAUGCUGAAGCAUGCUUCUUGUUAUACCAUGGAAUCGCAGGACAAUACUUUUUUUUUUUUGAUAGUUGAACCAUGGUGCUGAUGCUGUAAACUACAAUGUGUACUACAAUAGGGAAAUGAUCCUGUAUGUUUCUAAAUGAACAAUGUAUUAAAAGGGAAUUUAUUCUCCCAGGUACAUAAUAUGUAUUGGUUGGGGAUAACAAUAUUAUUUGGGGGCAGUGUAAGAAGUUAGCUUUUUAACACAUUAAUAUUGGAUAAACAAUUACUACCUAUGGUAUUAUGAGAGGCAAAGCACAUAACACUCCUCAAUUAAUUUUAAACUUGAACAAAUACUUUUUAAUUGUUUCCUUGGUGUACUGCUGCUGGGCAAUUCCAAGUCAGCAGAAGCAGAAAAUAUUGUUGUCUCAGGUUGUUCUGGCAAUUCUCACAUAGUAACUUUAUUGACAGGAAGGAUGUUUAGCAAGCUUUUUACAUUUGUAUCACAAAACAUUUUAGGCCCUCUUUAUACCUACGCCGUACAUGCCUUCUGUAAGACCCUAUGAUCUGUGAACAGUACAUUAUACAGACAACAUCUUGGUGCCAUUAUACUCUAUAGUGUGAUCCAUUAUACUCUAUAGUGUGAUCCAUUACUCUUUAUAGUGUGAUCCAUUAUAUGGAGUAAGUCUAGAUUCUGAAAUACAAAUGUUGACAUUAAUUUAUUCAACAUUACAAAUACUAUUAUAAAUAUCUCAAAACUACCCUUUUUGAUUGUGUUCAUUUGAAUACAUAUUGUUUGGAACAGUAUACUCUACAAGUACAUCACAUUUACAAAGUGGGCUCUCUGCUAAUUCUGGAGUAAAAAUACAUUUUGAGCACCACCAACAUAGUGAAUGAGGAAAAAUGGAUUUAAAGGGAACUCCAUCUGUUGGUGAUUACUAAAUGUGCAAGCCUAAAGGAGGGAUGAGAUUGGUUAAUGACCUAUAAUGUCAAUUUCUAUGUAUAAAAUGUAUGAUUUCUUUAACAGUAGCAGAGAGUCACUCUGGAAAUGUGACGUUUGAAGAGUAUAUUGUUGAAAACUGUUUAAAUUAAGAAAUCAGGUUAAGAUAUUCCUUAAUUGAGAUAUUCAUUAAUAUUUUAAUGUUUUAUAAAUUGAUGUGAAAGUGUAUUUCAGAAUCUAGACAUACUGCAUAUAAUGGAUCACACUAUAAAGAGUAUAAUGACACCAAGAUGGUCUGUAUCAUGUACUGUUCACAGAUCAUAGGGUCUUACAGGAGGCAUGUAUAGGUAUAAAAAGGGCCUAAACUGGCCACUUUCAACAUGAUUUUCUCAAAUAUUUUGCAAUACGAAUGUAAAAAGCAUGUCAAACAUCCUUCCUCCCAAUGAAGUUCCUAUGUGAGAAUUGCCAGGAUGAUCUUCCGCUGGGCUAGAAUCGACCUGCUAUAUUUCUAAUUUAUUUUGAUGGUGCAGAAUUAUCUGGCUGUAAAAUAUAUAUAUAUAUAUAUAUAUAUAUAUAUAUAUAUAUAUAUAUAUAUAUAUUAAGGUAAUGGUACUACUUAAGCUAAAUGUGAGAACGUAUCAAUAAGCGUGCUAAAAUAUGUGGCCCUUUAAUUUUAUUAUCGCAUUCAAACGGUUGGAAAAUAUUUAAGAGGAUGCCAGUCUAGUGAAACAAAGGAUUAAUAGAGGACUUUCAGUUAAUACGCUUCUUUUCCAUUUUGCAACAGAUCUGGGAGCACCAUCCUAAGUUUAUUCUUCAGACAGUGGUACAAUCUGUGAAACCUGAAGUUGACCAAGACGCAGGUUACUGUGUUAUGUACAAAAUGCCAGUGAACUGCUGAUAUAUGGAGGUGGCAUGUUGUAUAUCAUAAUGUAUCGUGAAAUAUGGAUGAUACCUGGGGAAUGUUCAGUGGGGCGAAACACUCAGAACAAUGCAGAAGGGACACUUCUUAACAGUUCGAUCUGAUUACCGCAUGGUGUUUGCUAUCAGCAAUCCAUUGAACGUUUUAAUCACCUGAAUAAGCCCCUGGUUGUAAAGUGUUAAUUAACAUCACUCAUUCCGUUGUUACACAGACAUAACAGGUACUCUACUUUAACACUGUAAUCAACUGUGACUGACUGCUAAGGGGUCUCUUAAGAGAUUUCUAAACAAGUAUGUGUAUAUUUAUGUAAACUUUUAAACUGAAUGGCACAUCACUUUUUAUUAUGGACAUGUAACUUAUAAGAAUAGCCUUGUUUUACAGUGUCUAUUGUCAGUGUAUUAAUUGCCAUUCAAUGAAUAAACCCCUGGAUUUCAAAUCCA